Spodoptera exigua (beet armyworm) is the source of this 12783-nucleotide messenger RNA. NCBI's taxonomy places the organism in Eukaryota, Metazoa, Arthropoda, Insecta, Lepidoptera, Noctuidae. The record is from the annotation of a GenBank genome assembly.
UAAUUGAUACCGUUAAUGUCUCCUUUUUCUUAUGGUCAACAUGUUACCUCAUAGUAAUAAAGUGUGAUUGCUUGACCUUCAGAUUGCUGUCCUCAACAUAAUGGUGCCUGAUGAAGAGAGGACGUCUCCCAUUCCUACAGAAACAGUACCGAUGCGUACUGAGGAACAAGAGCUGAUCUGGCGACAAAGGCUCAGUGACCCAAGAUUGGAAGACAUCUGCAAUCUCCUCGGCAAAGACUGGGUGGCGUUGGCCUAUGAGCUUGGAGUAAGUGUGGCCACAGUCAAUCAGAUACAGGCGAAGAGGAUCACAGCCGCUGAGCAAGCACAGCUUAUGCUGAAGCUGUGGAAGACGCAAUCGGGAACCAAAGCUUUAGAUAAUGCUCUAGAGUUAGCGUUAUGUCGUAUUGGAAGGGACGACAUUAUUGCACCGCAGUCGGAUUUGACCAAUGAAAGACGUAUCCAACGCAAUAUUUACCAGGAAAGACAGGCUUCAGAAGAGAUAGAAGCUUACAAAGCAGAUGAAGACAAUAAACUUAAAGACAGGAUAUAUGACGAAAAUCAGAUCCCUGAACAUAGAGAUGAACAUGAUCAGGAUGAAGCUAAGUAUUCUCCUGAAGAAAAGUCUAUUGUCGAUAAGAGUGAGAUAGAAAGAACUCCUACGCCAAGUGAAGAUAGUGAAGAAGAUGAAGAUGUCAAGCGCAGUGUAGCAGAACGAAAAGAACAAAUCACAAGAAAAUUGAGUUCUAGUAAAAUUCCGGCUUCUAAACAGAAGAAGGAAAUAAGAGAGGAAAUUAUUGAAAUUAAAACGCAAAUAAAACCCGUCAAAAAGUACCAAGAUAGCGAACAACAAGUAAUGGAUAAGGAGCCAAAAUUAGAAAGAACACGAUCAAAAACUUCUCCUGACACUGUUGAAGAAGAAGAGGUCCAAGAAGUGCCUGAGCCAAAAAAAGAAGAACCGAAACCAGUAGAAAGACCAGUCGACCAGUUCCGAAAAUUUGACCCUUCAUCGCCAGCUAAGCCAACUCCUAAGCACUUACAAAGGCACAUGAGAAACGAAUCCAUGAGGUUCCCAUCUGGAGAUUUCUCUAACGUCACAAUCACUCCAAGGAAAUCAGUGACUGCCGAGACUUCUGAAGUCAAAACAACUGAAACAAAAGAUACUUUCACCAGAGAAGCUAUUUCACAGAAAGAGAUAGUGACAUCCAGGGUAGAAGAGAAGUUAGAUGACGGUGAUAAAUCACCUGAUCUGGUAGUAGAAGAGAAAGAUAUUGCCGAGGCACCAUUAAAAGCUAAGAUAAGCUCUUUUGAAUCGAAAAUGUCCAAGGAAUCUUCUAUUGAGUUACCUAAGACUACAGUUAAAUUAACGAAAGAAGCGUUGAAGAAACAUACUUUAGAACAGGACCAAGGUAUUGAGUAUACUCAAGAAUUUGUAAGGGAACAAUCUAAACAAAUAUCAAGCAUGGAAACACAUGUUACACAUAAAGUAUCUGUGGAAACGGAAAAACAUGUUGAAACGGUCAAAUCUGUUAAAGAAACGAUACAACACUUCGAUUCAAAGAUUAAACUAGAUGAAAAAUCAAAACCGUACCAUAAAACGAUGAGAACUGAUUCUACAUUAGUGCAAGUAUCUUCAGAGGAAGAUAGUGAAUUUUUGAAAAAGUCUACUGACUCUGAGACUGAGACUGAAUCUCAAACUACUGUAAAAGUAGAUAAAUUAGAUCAAAAGAGUAAGUUCAAAAUCGAUAGAGAUAUUUUUGACAAAAAGCCUGAUGGGUUACCCAAAGAUCAGAAGGAUGAUCAUAGCAGAAAGCCAGGUGAUGAUGACAAGAAAGAUGAUCAACCGGCGAUUAUGAGAGAACAAAAAUUAGAAAAACAACUCACUCAAGAACUACGAGCGAAAGUCAGUGAAGAAGAAAUUACGGAAGCAUUGGAAGAAAAGGACGUUUCCGUUAGUGAUCACGUUACAAAGGACAAGGUGGAAGCACAAGUAUCAGUGACGAGCGUAAAAUCGGAUUUAAGCCGACAUACAAAGACUGACUCACUAGGAUCAGAAACUACUGACAUGAUCAGCAAAAUGACGUCACAGGAAUCGCCUGCACAAUCAGCUAUUGAUAAGGCAGACUCAUUAGCUGAUAUACAACAAAGUACUGAGAAAGAUUUCAGCUUUGUGUCUCAGACUGAAUCGAAGGUGUACUCAAAGGAUUCAAAACACCGCAGUGACUCACUAGACGAGGCUUCACAAUUCUCAGACUUGGAUGACCAGAUUGGCACAAGUCCAGCACAUAAGCCUCAUGCUGAUAAAGACUUAGAACCAACUGUAACUAAAACUGAAAUUAAGACUGUUACUACUACGAUAUCAGAUAGAAAAGGGGAUAGAGACCAAACAUUAGAAUUUAUCAAAUAUGAAAGCGAACAUAGCUCGCAAGUCCUUGAAUCUGCUUUGGUGCCAAGGGAAGCAGAAAAGGUAUCACCUAAAGAGUCGCCAGUAAUAAGCGCGAAAGCUCGCCAAUUCAUUGAAACCGUGCCAGAAGAUGACUCUGUACAAGAAUGCUUCUUCUCUAAGCGCAUUUAUUCAGACUCUCUAGAAGACUCCGAACAUACUGACUCAAGACGACAUUCAGAAGCGGAAUCAUUAAAAUCGGAUCAAUCAGAUGUAAAGGCUAAGGUUUCAUCGUCGGACUUUGACGAAAGAGCUGAAUAUGAGGAGACUAUUGACUCGGGAAGUGGCUUUGGUGAUGAGAAAUUCGAAGAAAGUGUUGGUUUUACAUCAAUAAGAAUUGACCCCAAAGCUGUAGGUCUAGAGAAACAAGACUCUGGUUCUGAUAAAGCCGAAGAUGCAGAGCCUAUUUUUAAGAAAAUGACCCCGAAACGUUCUCACUCCAGAACUGAGUCGAUUUCGAUCUCAAAGUUAAGUGAUCUGCAAAUUGAUUUAGAUUUACCAAAAACUAAACAAGAAUUCCAAAUGAUUGUCACUGAAGCAGAAGAAAUAGACCGAUCUGACAAAGAUGAGCUGUCUGACAAAAUAUCUUCUGAAAGUAGCAGGGAAAUUGAAAUAUCAGAUAGAAAAUCUUCAGAAGGAAUUUCUGAUAAGAUCAGCUCUGAAGAUGCUGUUACGGAAAAGAAAACGUCUUCUGAGGAAGACGCAACGAGAGACCGCGAACCAGUUUUGGAACACGAAAAAGAAGUAGUAACUGCUGUUAUUGAGACCGUUAAAGAAUUUGACGCCGUUGAAAUGAGAGCUCAUGCAAAAGACGAUGUAGUAGACAAAGUCGAUGCAGUGAAACGCCAAUCAGUAACAUCAGCUGGUUCUGGAUCGGUAAGUGAGCUACGGUUGGAAGAGAAACGUUUAUCUGAUGCUCAUAGCUUGACUGAAUCCAGAGACUAUACUUUUGAAGAGUCGGAAGACGAUAUUGGAACACAGGGAACUCAUGUUGAUGUCUCAAAAGACAAAGUCGAAAUCAAACCUGAGAGUGAUUCUAAGACCAAAACUGUUUCAGGUAAAACUGAGUCCAAAUUUGCAAAACUUACUCAUGGAGAUUCCUUGGAUGAUGUUGAAGGUUUCCCCGAAGACCAUGUCACUGAUUAUGUUCAUAAACUUCCACACAUAGCCGAAAUGGGUUCUAUUCCGGAUAAGGACCUUACGAGUGAUUUCUUGAAAAAAGAAAGGGAAGCACAAAUGAAACGAGAAUCAGUACAAGUUACAACGAAGACUACUACUGAAACCAAAGAACCAGAAAAAGUGAUGUCUGCCAUUUCUGGCAUUAUACAACCAGCAAAGGAAAUCAUCAGUGCAAUUACUGACAGUGCGCAAACAACAACAGAAGAAGAGAAAGUAAUCACUGGUGUCAUUACUGAAUCUACAACUGGGCAUGUUGUAACAAAGACUGUAACCGAAUCUUCUCAACCAGAUAAAGUUGUAACAACUGUUGUCACUGAAACUGUACAGCCAGUAAAAGAAGUAAAAGUUGUUGAAACAGUUCAAACAGAACAUGAUAAACAACCUAGAGAAAUUGUAUUUACGACAAGACAAACAGAAACCACGUACACUAUAUCUUCGAAAGAUGAACCAACCGUGGUGUCAGAAAUGACUACUGUAAUCAAGGAUGAUACUACAUCAACUGUAGAAGAAAUAAUUGAAACCAAAAAGGAAGUAAUUGUAAGCACCGGUAGUAAAUUUGACGUUUCCAAAAUAAGAACCGAUACGCUUGGACAUUUUGAUAUUGGAGAUAUUGACGAAGCUAAAAAGUUUCCACCUAAAGAUUUGGAUUUGUCCGAAGCACCAGAAAUUACCAAAGAACAGGUCAAACCUGUUAUUGAUGACAUUUUACAUAAGGGAACCAUUGCAGCAGCAGCUCGAAGCCCAAUUGUUGACAAAGAUAUCAAAACAAUUACUAAAGAAAUUGUAGAAACUGAAAAAAGAUCUUAUGACGCAAAAGUUCCGCACAAGGAUGAAAGGCGACACUCUUGCAUUAGUCCAGCUAUCUCUCUCGAAAGGAUAGCUGAGUCUGAGGUAGAAACCGAAGAAGAACCACCUAAGGUUACCAGCGUUGUCACCGAAACACACACAGCAACAGAAACAGUUACUGAAAUGAAAAAAUCUGAUUCAGCUAUGAAACAGAUGGCAGAUAACAUAGAAAUAAUCAUUAAACAGGCUUCUGAAGAUAUCGAUGUUUCUUCAGAAGAACAUCCAGUUGAUGACACACAAGAUAUAGCAGGAAGAGUCUCUGUAGACUCUAUCAUAGAAGAAGCAGUGUCUACUGUCGAAGGAUAUUUAGACGAAAAAGAUUCAAAACAGCAAGAAAUUGAAGCUAAAAAAGAGAUUGUCUUCGAAGAAACGAAGAAGUUUGUUAAGGACAGGCCAGGGCUGAUCAAGUCACUGUCAAGAGAUAGUGGGGAAAUUGUGAUCAUGCCUAAAAAGAAACAUCCGAGAACAUUCUCUGUUCAGAGCUCCCCCGAAGAAGUCGAAGAACAGAUUUACACGGAUUCUGAAUCAGAUAUGGAUAAAGCUAAAGUUCUAGAAAUAAUAGAACCUAGCUCUGAUUUGGAUGGUAAAACGCCUGCAUCUAGUUUUGAUACGAGGAAGAUACGCACUGACUCUCUAGAUGAUGCUGAUGAUUUCCCAGAAAAAGAGGCUGAAUUCUUUGGAGAUGAUGACAAGUACAUUGAAGAUGCACCAGAGUCAUUCCAGCAAGUUAAAUUUGAUACCCAAGGACUUGAUGAUAUUGCUGGACCUAGCACAAGUGCACGCCACGACGUUGAAGGAGAUGACAAAUUCAGCGAAAAGUUUGUCAAGAAAACUCACUUUGUGGACAGUUUAAUGCGAUCAGAUUUAGUCUCAAAAUCUACUACAGAGUCAUCAGUGACUACAGUAGUAUCUACGUUGACCAAGUCUUCAGAUGAAGACCAGAAAUCAGUACUAGAAGAUGGAACUUCUGCUGACUUCUCAAAAAUCAGUGGUGCAGACUUAGUCAAAGACCCUUCGAAAACUUCGAUGGAGACUAAAGAAGAUUCUAGGAUGGAGGAACAGAUCGAGGACCGCGGUACACCAGACUUAUCGAAAAAGUCUAUAGACCUAACAAAAGACUACUCAAAAUCAUCUAUCGAUAGCAAAGACACUUCCAGAGAUUUUGCUACAAAUGAAUUGUCCAAAGACUCCACUGUUGACUUAACGAAGGACUUUUCAAAAGCUUCCGUAGAAAGCGUUAAGGAGAAUUCAAAGUCUAUUGACGAAAAGACUUUCUCCGAAGACCACUCGUCAUUAGAUGUAUCAAAGACAUUGGCUUCUGACGCAUCCGACGGUAUGACCGUGAGUAAAGAAUUUAUUGAAGAGGAGAGAUCAGUUUCAAGGGUUGUUAAAGUAUCGACUAGUUCCUCCCAGGAAACGUCUGUACUAACAGAGAGUAAAUUAUUUAGUGAACAAGAUGAGAAAUCAUAUGAAAAGACGAAACCUUCCGAUAAAACUGAACAAGACUUCAUUGGUGAAAUGGAAGAAAAGAUUGCCCAAUUGCAAUCAGAAUUUAGAAAGGAAGAAGAGAGCAUUAAAGAUAAGGCUGACAAAGAGCCUGAAGUCAAAAUUGAAAAACAUGUUACUACGAAAGAAAUCAUUGGUGAAGAUGGUGCAAAAACGAUUAUUACUGAAACACAUGUGACUACUGAAACAACAAAGCACGUUGUUAUAGAUGGAAAGGUGUCUGAUGAUAAAGGAGAUGGAUCCAAGAAAGACAAGCCAGAUGAUGAUGAGGUACUUCAAGAAGCAGACGAUGAAGUUCCUGAUAUGAAAGAAUUAAACAGAAGGUGUUCAAAUCUUCUGGAAGAUAUAUCUCAAGGAGCUCUCAUUAGAAUUGACUCAUCGCACGUAACUCAUGAUCUUGUGUCAAAAUUCUCCAAAACUCCACCACCGUCCCCUGUUGAUUUAACCUUGAAAGAAAAAUCCAAAUCCGAAGAUGGUACUGGCGACAAGUCUGCCGGGCUACAACCCAAAGGCUCCGACUCAUCGUUCCUGGACGCUAGCCGUCAAUCACCCAGAGCUUCGUCAGCCGGCGAUAGUGUCAUCAGCGAGACUGAAGCUCAUCAAAGUGAAGUACUGAUGGAAGCGUCUAAGGCACUCACUGCAGCCGCCAGGCCAAAAUCCCCAACUAAACAUGUGGCCGAUAAUAUAACUUUCGUUAAUGUCGACCAACCGACAAUUACUAGUGGUGCAAUUGAACUUGUUGAUAGAACAAUAGAAAAAAGUAUAGACGUAAUUGAUCAAAUUAAGAAAGAACAACUCGCUGUUCAAAUGGAAGAAAUGCAAAAGUCUACAUCAAGUGACACGUUUUAUACGGAGUCUAGAGUUGAGACUUCAUCUUCUUCAGUUCAUAAGACAUUUGAAGGCAGCGAGUUGAAGUUUCAAUCAAUUGACCCUGAAGCUGUAAUGUCUGAUAUGGUAGCCAAGUUUGGCAGCAAAGACGAAUUCAGCACAAUAUUAACUCAUAAAGAAACGGAAACAAGAAAGAUUUCUGGUCAAGAAUUCUUUUCUGAAACAAAACAAGUAUCGUCUUCUGAUGACGAUUCACUUGUCAUAAAAACUGAAACAACGCAUGAACUACGAGGACAAGAACAUGAAACGAAAGAGAAAACUGUGGUUCGUAAGGAGGGUGAUCAAACUGAAACAUCACAAAAGAGGUUAGAAAAAGCACACGAAGCCACAGCUAAGAGAUCUGACACUGAAACGAAGACUGUAAGGAGUACGGAUGAUACAGACAUUAUUAAAGUUGAAAGAGAAUUUUCUGAACAAGGUCUGUAUACGGGAAGACAAACAAAGUCAGAAGAAAAAAUGACAGCAAUCAAAGAUGAAACCACGAAGAAAAAGAAUGAAGUUAAAAUAUCAGAACGUGAUUUAUACCAUGAACAGUGGGGUAAAGAAUAUUUUACAGAGCCAGGUGAAUUAGAAAACAUUGUUGAAGAUGAUGAUAAGUCUAGAGUUGCAUUUAUCGAUUCCACUCUAAAAAUAAUUGAAAAAGACGAAAUAGUAUCUAGUGUAGAAGUUUCAGAAAAAGGAAAAGUAGUUAGUUCAACAAUAGAACAUCACAAAGAAGAGUCAGUUAUAGAAAGUAAAGAACAUGAUGAUCUUAGCUCUGAUGCGCCCAGUUUUAAAAGUGAACCAACUGAAAGACGCGACUCAACAGAAGCCAGCCCUAAGAGUAAAUCAAAAUCUUUCAAAAAAGAAGACGAAACUUAUGAAGUGAACUUCAUAAAGGAAAUCAAAGUUACAACGUCCCCAGUUAAGAGUACAUUUAGUCGAACUGGAAGCCAAGAUACACAUUCUGAAUCUGAGGUUGCACCUGAGUUACCUCAUGAUGACAAAACUGGAGAUACACCAAAAAAGGAGAAACCUUUGAAAUCUCCUAUUAGAUUACCAGAACAACAGAUUCAAGAUCAAGUUUGGGAGGUGUCUGUACAAAAAGCCGAUUCAUUUGAGGUAGCUGAUGAGAUACCGAAACCUAAAGUCACAACGAGUAUUGAAACUUCUAGUACUACGAAGAGUUCUGACAGUGAUACUAUGCUAGAAAUUAGAACUGUUGUAGAGACACGGACUGAAGUAACAAAAACAUCCAAAACUGACAUGUCCCCCUUGACAUUUGAACUAUCAGAUGAAACAAGCACCUCUAAAGAUAUCAUGAUCAAAUCCGGUGAGAGUCUUGACACUGAAUGUAUGGUAAAGUCCUUAGAGUCACAUGAAGGGGAAGUGCUACAGAAAUCUAUGGAUUCUACUGUAAGUGCAGAAACUCUUCAUGCCUCGGAAUUUUCCACUGAAGCUGAUUCAGCUUACCUAACAGGAACUGAUCAUAGAAGGGAAGAAGUCAAACUAAUAAAAGAAAAAAGCCUAGAAGACAUUUGCAGUAGUGGAUAUGACACUGAUCUCUCCUCUGCCGAGUUUCAUGCUACGAAACUUGAGUCAGAAAAGGUGGAUUUCGAUUCGCUGAUGUCUGCUCAACCACUCACUGACUUGUCAGUUUUGGAAAAAACGAUAGAUGAAGUCAAACAGUCUCUUGAAGCAGCGCAAGGCGAAAUUAUUAGUGAAAAAAGUGACGGUAGCAGCAAAUACAAACAGUCUCCAUCUGAAUUUCAGUUCAAGCUGUUAAUAAGCCCUGAUAGACCAGAAGUUAUAACCGAAGAACAACACGAUGACCAUGAUAAGUCAGUUGUUUCUAAGGAAAAACAAGAAAAGAUACUUGAUAAAUCAGAUAGAGUAUCCCCAAAAUUAAGUUCUCAGGACGAUACUACAACUUCAGAUGAAGAAAAAGACACUAUCCAUAUCAAAGAAUCUAGUCCACCCUUAGAUAGUGCUGAUAUAUCUAUUAGAUCAGACAGCGGUCCCCAUUCAAUAAUUGAAACUGACAGUGAGAUAAUAUUGUAUGACAGAGAUAAGUCCAUAAGCAGUCUUGAAGUGAAACUCAGGGAACAGAAACAUAUUAAGUCAAAGCUAGGAGUGGGCGACAGACGAUCAGCAUCAGAAGUAGAGGGUUGGUCUAGUUCUGGAGAAAGUCACUAUCACAGCUUCGAACAUUCAGAGAGCCGACCAUUAUCCUCUGAUGUUGAAGUCAUGGUGACAGCACAGAGCGGAACUGAAUUUGAAACGGCUCUCACAAGUCAUGACGUUUCAUCAUCUUUGAGAACGUCUAAAGAUUAUUUCACUGCCGGUAGUUCAUUAGCUUCCCGAGACAGUAUGAAAAGUUUAGAUUCUGAUGGCUCUAGCCACGUCGCCAGUAUUGAUAUUUCUGAUGCUUCAGAAACUCUCGUACCGUCUGCUAAUGAGUUGAAAGAAGAAUUGAUGGAAAGUAGCACGUACGUGGAACAUUUCCUUCAUGAAGGAGAAAAAGAAAUGCCAAAAAUCAAAGAUGUUAGUGAUGAGGAAGUUUCAGCUGAUGAGGAUGAAGGCAAAGUUGGUGUGAUUGAACCUGUAGGUAAGAUGAAAAGGUCACAUGAAAUGAGAUUUCACAAGGAUUUGAUUCCAGAACAUUUUCCAAUCGAAAGCGCCUCAGAGAGCGUUGACAUUGAAGACGAUUCUACCAAAGAUAAAGAUGGUUCUGAUACUACAAUUUCAAGCCAGUUGAAAACCGAUGAAAUUUUGUCGUCAUCUAUUUCAAAACUGGAUAUGCCUUCCUCACAAUCAGAACAGGACCUAAUAGAAGUUAAGGAGACUGUGGUGAAAGUAUCAACGCAUUCUCAAGAGGCUAUACCAUUUUCUGUGACUAAAAUAGAAAAGCCACAACGAGAAUUCGUUGAUGUUGAAAGUGAAAUUAUUCCUGUAGGAUCUUCUGAAUACGAGGACAUUGUGAAAUUUGGGAGUAUUAGUCCUGAACCAAAAAAACAUACAAAAGAAGAUUCAACUAUAACGAAGAAAACUAUUCUGGAAACCGAAAGCACACCCGGAGAAGUAUGUGAAGUUGUGGAGGAAUGUCAGAAGAAAAUUGUGAAAGAAAUAAGCGUUGUACCUUUCCCAAAGACAGAAAUACCACCAAGCCAGAGAGAAUUUGUUGAUAUUGAAGACGAUAUCAUACCAGUAGGAUCCAAGCAGUAUGAAGAAAUUUUAAAAUCGAAGAGUGAUUCGUCUGUACCUAAAACCAAAGUUGAGAAAUCUGUUGUUAAAACUCCUGAUUCUCAGUUGGAUAGUAAACAGACAUCGACAUCCAGUCUUCAAACGCAUGAUCAUCAAUCUACACCUCAAACACCACUAUCUGCUCCCAGCCAAAGUUCACUUUCCACGGAUAAUGGCAGGGAAUACGUUCUAGAUGACAUGUACGACAUUUCUGAAACUCCUGAACUUCGGUCAGACCUUGCUGAAACAAGCAAAUCAGAAUUGGUUAUAACAACCGAAGAAAAGACUAUGCUUAGUUACGAAAAGGAGCAGGAAUCACCUACUAGUGAUGAAUUUGAAAUGGUGGAUAAACCAAGCGAAAUGGAUGACUUUGUCGUCAUAGAAGAAGUCGCUAAAGAAGCUCAAGAAACGGACACUGAAGGCAAAAGUGUACAAAUAAAAGCUCAAAAAUUUGUUAAACGACAUGAUACAGAAAUUGAAGAGUAUUUAUCGAAAACUUCUUCCAAAAAACAAGAAAGUACUAGCAGUGCUUCUGGUUCGCUGUCAGAUGACGAACUAUUACAGUAUGAAUUAGAACAAAAGAAACUGCAAGCUCAAGAAUUGGCUGAAAUUGAAGCAGGAAGACGCUGGAUUCAAAUGCAAUUUGAAGGAGAUCCACGCUACGAUUAUGAGAGAGUGCCCUUAGAAGACAUUAAAGAAGAAGAAAUGACAGACUUCGAUGCUAGUCGAAUUGGUAGUUUAACUUCGCAAAAGGAAUCGAUAGGAAGCUAUGGCAGUUUCAGAAACUCAUAUGGAAGCCUUUCUGAAUCCGAAAUGGCAUCCCGAAUUAGGUUCAGGGUAAGAGGUGAUAAUGACGAUAUUUCUAUAAGCUCGUUACAAGAGUUCGAGAACCUGGAGAGAGCGUUAAUGGAACAGUACCAGCAACACUCUUCAUCAUCUCAAGAAUCUCUAAAUGGUUCUUUGCCAAGGCGUUAUGUCCUUAGUAGGAGUCAAGGUGAUGAUAUUUCUAUAUCUAGUUUGAAAGAAUUUGAAGGUCUCGAGUCUGCCUGUUUAGAAGCAUUAAAAGCAGAAAUACUUGCGAAACAAAAAGAAGCGCUUCUUAUGGCUGAUCCCAAAGAAGUAAGUGGUAGUUUCUUAGAAAGGGAAAAAAGAUCAUAUAGUGGCAGUUCAGAAAGCAGUCCACCACUAAAAGGUGGAAGUCCAAGUCAAAAGAGUGGUAGUCCUUCCCAAAAAGGAGGAAGCCCCUCGCAAAGGGUCGGUAGCUAUGGUAGCCCUUCACAGAAGAUUUUAACUGAAUCUGCUAGUAUACGAAAGCUUAUUGAUCAACAAAUGGCAAUUGAACAGAAACUACAACAACAACAAGUGACACCUAAAAUCAUUACGGUAAAAAAAUACGAUGAUAGAGGAGCUUUCUUUGUACCAGAACCUGAACCUGGCCCAUCAGAAAAAGAAGCAGAACCAUCAGAAGUAGUAGAAGAAUGUAAAAAAUCAUCAUCUUUUGUUUGCGCAGCGGCUCCUAGUGAUGGGUCUGCUGAAUCAAUACCAGGAGAUUGUGAGGAAAUGAUGAAACUGUUAGACCAAGAAGAGAAAACUAAAGAAAGUAAAGCAGUUACCAGAACAUUCACAGAUGGCGGUGUCAUAGAAGUUGUUAAGACGACAACAGUCAUUCAACAGCGAUUUGUAGACGGAAAGAAAGUAUCAGAAACAGUGACUAGUACUGAUGAAGAAGGGGCAGUUGAUAUCCCUGCUAGACCUAGACAGCUUGAAGAAAGUGCCAUGUCGUAUGGCUCCGAAAUGUCAUCUUCAAUUACAUCUCAACCCUCAGAGAUGGAUAGCUUAAUGACGGUGCUUGAAAGACAUACAGAAGGAGAAGUAGUGACGGUUACACGCCAAACGAUAACUAUGACUGAUAAACCUGAGGACUUGGAGUUCUCAAGGGAGGGGAGUCUAAUGCGUGAGCUGUCGCCCUCCUCGGGGAGAUCGGUAGCUCAUAGUGUAAUCUCGUUCUCCGGUAAACAAUUUACAGAUCCUGCUAGUGGCUCAUGGAGCGGCCAGGACGAGGAGUUAAGUUCAUCUGGAAGCUUUAGCAGGGGAGCUCGCGCUGACCUGAUGCUUGGCAGUACUGAUAGCUUAGAGGCAACCAGCUCUAACGCCACUCGAGCCACCUACAACUAUGAGGUCGACACCCCGAUGACGGGCAGUCUCACUUCUGGAGGAUCAAAUACAAUGGUAUCAUCUCUGGACACCCUGGAUCCCAUCACGGCUGUCCAGAUGGAGAGUUUAGAGCAUCAGUCCACUAGUGAACAUUAUUCACAUGAUUAUGAAGUACAAGAACCUGAUUCUGACACUGAGAGAUUGGAGUUAGAUAGCAGAACACCUCGGGCCAAGGAGCGCACAAUUAUGUUCGAUAGUACUGACACGCUCAGCGCUGUCAGCGGCGACGGGUCAGUCAAGGAAGCAGCUGUAGAAACACCAGCACCUACCUUCUAUAUUGGAGACACUCCUAUCAUGAGAGGAGAACGUCGAGAUGAUGAUGACGCACAACCAGCGCUGUCUGGAAGUGCUCCAGCAUCUUUACCACCUGCCACUCAACCAUCACCGCCCAUACCUGCUCAAAGAAGAUCAUUGUCAAUGCUAGCGAAAUCUUCUCCAUCCCACACGGAAGACGAUAAGAAGUAAAUAUUAGUAACAUUAGGAUGAAA